AUGAUAAAAUAUUGUUGUUUCAUAGGAAUACUUAUUUCCUAUUACAUAAAUGCUCAAUAUUAUACAGAAAGCGAAAUCAAACAAAUAUGCAGUCAAGGAAACGCUGACUCAAAUCCACCCUCAUUAUCACCAGGAAAUGACACAAUUGACUUUAUCAAUAAAUUCAAAAGAAAAAAUUACAUGAGACAGUAUUAUGGUCCAGAUACAAAAGUUUUUGCUUACGAUGACAGAGUGAAAUAUGCAUUUGAUAUUACGCCUUGAUGCGUAUUUCUCUAUUUCUUUGCUUUUGGGAUUAUCUUUUGGAGCAUGUAUGUUUUCUGUAUUUGCUGUAAAUGCUGCUACUGUUUUAGCGGUCCUGCUACAAAAAUACAGAGCAAGCGAAGACUGGCAUGCCCAUGAAUAAUAUUGAUGACUUUUGGCUUAUUUUCUUUGGUCUUAGCACCUUAUAGCAUUUUUUACUCAAACAACUUGGAAACAAAUUUUUAUUAUCAGCUGUGUGUUACUUCUAGAUGAUCUGAAGGCUAUUUUUAUGGGUAUGACAAUUGAGGCGGACUAACUCAGAUUCAAGAUUUGAGUACCCAAUUUGAAGGUAUUUUGAGUGAUACAGCAGCUUCAAUGAACUCAACAUUAUAUAAAUAUUAUCACGAUCCAAAGUAUGAAAUUUCAAGCAUCUUAGAAGACUCUGUCUCUGUUUUUGAUAGCUUUAUUGAAGGGGUCAACAUUGAAGAAUUCAAAAACCCAAAUUCAGAUUUCAGCUCGCAGCUUCCAAGCGGCUACAAGUGUGAAGUGUGUAAGAAUCUUAGCAAUUAUGUUGACUCUUUCAGUACAGAGGUGUACUCUUUGACUGACGAAAGAGCUGCGAUGAUGCAAACAGUUGAUGAUUCGUAUUCUAUGUACAUCAACAAGAACAGUACAAUCAUCGAAACAGUAAAAGAACAAAUUUCAUGGCUUGACCACUUAACAUAUCAGUAUCACGAAUACGAAAGCCACUACCUAAAGAUGUUUAAAGAUGUAAACGUAAUUUAGCUAGCUGACGCAGUUGCUGUCAUUUUUGGCUAUAAUAUGGCAAUGCUGGGACUUGCCAUUCUUUUGACUUUCUGCCAAGCCUUGGCAGGUUUCAUGAUAUGGAGGCAGCAAUACAAGUGAAGGACGAUGAUCCAUAUAAAUUGAUGCUGCCACUCACUUAUGAUGUCCUUUUUCUUUUCAGUAGGCGGAAUAAUGUUGGUUUCAGCUUUGGUAGUUAGCGAAGGAUGUGAAAUUUUUGCUGAUGUAAUUCAAGAAAAUAAAUUCUAUCUUCACUUCGUAAACUAUAAUUAGGAUCUUCCAGGAGGAGCUGCAAUUGGGUAUUGCUAUUUUGGAGAUGGUGAUUUCCCAGAUUUCAUAAACCUGACAGACACUUUAACUUUUGUAGAUACUCUGCUGUAUGAAUACGAAAAUACAACAAGCAUGAAAUGAGAGUUUGAGUUUCCUUCUCUUAAUAAAGUGAAUUCAUUGAUUUCUGAUUCAAGCUUAAAGUCGUAUUUAAGUGUAGAUAAUUCCAGUGAUUACUGGCAUGAAGAUGAUGAAAUUAAUUUCUUUCUAUUUUCUCCAAGUAAUCUGUAUUAUAAGCAAAGCGAUUUUGCAAACAUCUACACAGAUGCCACAGUAUAUCAAACUCAGAUAAACCAUUGUGGGUAUAAGGUUUUAACUGACUAUUGGGUUUACUUAAAAGAAAGCUGCCCUUCUACUUAUGUUUAUUCCUGGGGAGUUUCCACAACUGAUGUGACUCAAAUGUAUUGUUAUGCCUUGCACGAUGCUCAGGAAAAUGAUAUCAAAUCUCGAUACACCAAGCAAGGAUUCUUCUCUUCUUGCACCAAUGUGAAUACCAAUACAUAUCCUGAGAUGAUUCUGCAAUUAUUAUAUCGAGCGAACUCUUCAUGGAGUCUACAAACGUCAUUGGUAAGCGACCAAUAUACACUGAAAAAUAAUACGUACUACAUGAAUAGUAAUAUAACUAGUUUUGGAGAGAAAAUGACAAACUAUAACAAUGCUAUAAACGCAGCCAUGGCCGAUAUGAAAAAUUUGAAAACAAAAAUGGAGAAUUACUUGAGCACUAUGAAUUGCUCUGAUAUUUAUUCACUGACUCAAGAACUUUAUACAGGGUUCUGUGGAGAAUUUAUUUACAACCUCUUUGACUUGUCACUGUACAUAGGCAGCUUAGGAAUUUGCCAAAUGUUUCUCAGUUUAUCUGCAAUCCUUAUUUUAUUCAGAUACAGAAGCGAUCUAGAAAUUGAGCAAGAAAAAAUCUUGAGGACAAUUGGUGACAAGAAAAGAAAAGUCAGUGAGAAUGACACUGAGCUGCCAAGAAUUGACUCACGGAUUUCUGAUAUAAAGAGAAGGAGGGGAAGAGACCUAACCGAUAUAUCAGCGACUUCAAGUAUGGAGGAUAUUACAAGCAGAACUGAUGACAGCUCUUCGAUAGUAUUAGAAGCAAUCAACCCUAAGCGAAGAGUAAAAAUAGAAGUUUAG
Blepharisma stoltei is the source of this 2508-nucleotide messenger RNA. Lineage: Eukaryota; Ciliophora; Heterotrichea; Heterotrichida; Blepharismidae. The record is from the annotation of a GenBank genome assembly.